This is a messenger RNA of Acanthosepion pharaonis, 1689 nucleotides long. NCBI's taxonomy places the organism in Eukaryota, Metazoa, Mollusca, Cephalopoda, Sepiida, Sepiidae. The record is from the annotation of a GenBank genome assembly.
AUGGCUGAACAUCCAAAUGAGCGACCAGCUGACCACAUAAUCAGAGUCAAACUGCGUUUCUGUCGCUUUUUCCCUCUGUUCUGUCCAAUUAAAAUUCUUUCUUUCUUUCUUUCUUUCUUUCUUUCUUUCCGUUAUCAACUCUUAGUACUUUUAAAUAAUUUUCUUGCUUUCUUUAUUUUUACUCUUUCUUUCUUUCUUUCUUUCUUUCUUUCUUUCUUUCUUUCUUUCUUUCUUUCUUUAUUUCUUUCUUUUCUUUCUUUCUUUAUGAAAUUUUAUUUUCUUUCUUUUUUUAUGAAAUCUUAUCCUUUUCUUUUUUCCAUUCUUAACUUGUUUUCGCUUUCUUUCUCUUUAGUUUUCUUAUCUUUAUUUCUUUUCUUUUUUCCUGUAUUUUCAAUAUUUUUCUUCCAUUCUCUUUACCUUUUUCAUUUCUUUUCUUUCUUUCAUUCUUUCUUUCUUUUCUUUCUUUCAUUCUUUCUUUCUUUCCUUUAUGAUCUCUUGUGUAACUUAUCUUCGCUGUCUUCUCUUUUGCUUUUCUUUUCUUUAUAUCCUUUUAUUUCCUUUUCCUUACACUUGGAUCCUUCCUUCCUCUCAACAUUCGCAUAUGUGUCUCUCUGUUAUUUCUCCAUGAUAUCUUCCCCCUCACUCUCUCUAUAUUCCACUUCUCACAUUUUCUCUUUCGUUCCGUCAGGUAUCACACUCACACUACUCCGCAUUUCAUUAUCUACCUUUUCUAUCUCACCAUUGUUUUUUCUCUCACACACACACACGCAUUCUCUCUCUCUGUAUCAAUUUUUUCCUUUCUUUCCUCCUUUCUUUUUCCUUUCUUUCCUCCUUUCUUUUUUCUUUCUUUCCUCCUUUCAUUUUCCUUUCUUUCCUCCUUUCUUUUUUCUUUCUUUCCUCCUUUCUUUUUUCUUUCUUUCCUCCUUUCUUUUCCUUUCUUUCCUCCUUUCUUUUUCCUUUCUUUCCUCCUUUCUUUUUCCUUUCUUUCCUCCUUUCUUUUUCCUUUCUUUCUUCUCUGAAACUCUCUCUUUGUGUAUAUUUAUUAUUUUCAGUGCUUUUAUCUCCGCCUAUUUCCUCAUCAUUCUCACAUACGACUUAGCCGCCCACAACCAUAUACCAGCUCCUGCAUUCAUUCCCCACAUUUCCCUCCCCCUCCUAAAAUCAGUCAAUCAUUCAAUCUAUCUAUCUAUCUAUCUAUCUAUCUAUCUAUCUAUCUAUCUAUCUAUGUUUUCCUGUUCAUAUCUAUCUCAGUCUCUGUUCCUCUCUAUCUAUCUAUCUAUCUAUCUAUCUAUCUAUGUUUUCCUAUUCAUAUCUAUCUCAGUCUCUGUUCCUAUCUAUCUAUCUAUCUAUCUAUCUAUCUAUCUAUCUAUGUUAUCCUGUUCAUAUCUGUUUCCUGUUCCUAUCUAUCUAUCUAUCUAUCUAUCUAUCUAUGUUUUCCUGUUCAUAUCUGUUUCCUGUUCGUAUCUAUCUAUCUAUCUAUCUAUCUAUCUAUCUAUCUAUCUAUCUAUCUAUUCCUAUAGAUUAUCUAUCUAUCUAUCUAUCUAUCUAUCUAUCUAUCUAUCUAUCUAUAACAGUUUAGGGCAUUUUCCACCUUUCUUUCUCUCUCUCUUCCGCCCCUCAACCAAGGCAAAUAAAAGACAGAGUAAGGAGAGCACCUCUUCAUAUUUAGACGGACGAGGACAAGCGUAA